Bactrocera tryoni is the source of this 921-nucleotide messenger RNA. RefSeq names its product calcium-binding mitochondrial carrier protein SCaMC-3-like. The transcript is spliced from 3 exons. The record is from RefSeq and is a predicted model, not a curated record. The coding region runs from base 1 to 921 and encodes 306 amino acids. NCBI's taxonomy places the organism in Eukaryota, Metazoa, Arthropoda, Insecta, Diptera, Tephritidae. Gene Ontology annotation, molecular function: ATP transmembrane transporter activity. Gene Ontology annotation, biological process: transmembrane transport.
AUGGAUCAAACAACAACAUUUAGCAUACAAAAUGCAUCGAUGAAAAACUCUCCCCUUUGGAAGCAUCUGCUUGCAGGCGGAAUCGCAGGAGCUAUAUCGCGCACGUGCACCGCACCAGCCGACAGAAUUAAGGUGUACUUGCAGGUACAAACGCAUAGGACAAGCUUCAUGGAAUCCGUUCGGUAUUUAAUUAGCGACGGUGGUGUGCUCAGUAUGUGGCGUGGCAAUGGCGUAAAUGUUUUGAAAAUUACACCCGAAUCUGCUAUAAAAUUUGCUGUAUACGCUGAAAGUAAGCGAUUUCUGCGCGGGGUGGACGAGCGUCGUGCCCUAACAAUAGGUGAACGUUUUGCAUGCGGCGCUGUAGCGGGUAAUGCUUCGCAAACAUUGCUUUACCCCAUGGAUGUAUUGAAAACACGAUUGGCAUUGGUUAAAACUGGAAAAUAUUCGGGGGUCAUGCCGAUGAUCAAGAGUAUGCUUGAACAGGAGGGCUUACGAUCCUUCUACCGUGGUUACAACGCAUUUGCUGUCGGCAUUAUGCUUUAUUGCGGCAUUGAUCUGGCCGUUUAUGAGACGGUUAAGCAAGCAUAUUUGGGUUACAGAGAAGCAGAAAAUACAUUAAAACCACUGGUGAUAUUAAGCUGUUGCACAUUCUCAAGUACAAUUGGUCAAGUAACAACGUAUCCGAUGGCGCUAUUGAGUUCACGACUUCAAGCUAAAACUGUCCUGAAAAAGCAAGCGCUGAGCGAAAGAUUUUUAGAUAACAACAUGGUACUGUUAUUGUGGCGAAUUCACCAAAAAGAAGGUAUACAUGGUUUAUACCGCGGUAUACUGCCUAACUUUAUGAAAUCUAUUCCUUCUGUUUGUAUUACUUAUUUAGUCUAUGAGUAUAUCAUAUCUCUUCUAGGUUACAGUAUGAUAUAA